AUGCGACAACUAGGAAGGAUUAUUGAUGGAAAGAAAUCUUUUAUCGGUACGAAGUACUGCAGCAAGAUGAGCUACAAACGAAUUUGCUUUAAGGUAUGGUUCAAGAAUCGUCGUGCAAAGGAUCGUAAGCAGAAGCGUGAGCUGGACACGAAGGAUGGCAAAGGGCAGAAGAUGAGUGCAUCGGAUGAGUCAGACUACGACGUUUCUGACGAUGACGAUCAUUGCAUCAAGGCAAAGAAGCAACGCAUCUCUGGCAAACUCACGCAUGACGUGAAGAAGGAGCUCAAAACCAGCACUGCUUAG
Messenger RNA from Gongylonema pulchrum, 303 nucleotides. The record is from the annotation of a GenBank genome assembly. NCBI's taxonomy places the organism in Eukaryota, Metazoa, Nematoda, Chromadorea, Rhabditida, Gongylonematidae.